Sebastes umbrosus (honeycomb rockfish) is the source of this 1759-nucleotide messenger RNA. RefSeq names its product serine hydrolase-like protein. The transcript is spliced from 12 exons. The coding region runs from base 151 to 1104 and encodes 317 amino acids. NCBI's taxonomy places the organism in Eukaryota, Metazoa, Chordata, Actinopteri, Perciformes, Sebastidae. The record is from RefSeq and is a predicted model, not a curated record.
CGUGGGCUUUCAACACCCGGAAAACCGGCGUUGAGCUUCACCCUUCAAAACAAAGCUGUUAAAUAAGGUUAUUUAAGCUCCAAGUUUUAACAUAUUCUUACUUUUAUAGGUUUAAAUUACAUCCGUUGUUCAGCAGAGGUGUUCUCCAACAUGCUACAGGCUUUGAAAGGAGUCAGACACCUGCAAACCAGUGCAAUGAAACAAGCAGUUUCAGAGCUCACCAUCCAGGUCCCAUGGGGAGAGAUCAGAGGGAAAGUCUGGGGUCCUGAUCAAGGCCGUCCUGUGCUGUGCCUGCACGGCUGGGCUGACAAUUGUGGCACAUUUAACACCCUCAUUCCCCUUCUACCCAAAGAGUACAAAUAUGUGGCGGUGGACCUGGCAGGUCACGGUCUGUCAUCACAUCGUCAUCCUGGAGUUUUCUACUCAUUUCCUUAUUAUGUGAUGGACGUACGCAGAGUCAUUGACGCUCUGCAGUGGAGCCAGUUCUCCAUCAUAGGCCACAGUAUGGGUGGUAACAUUGCAGGAAUGUUCAGUGCUCUGUAUCCAGAGAUGGUGGAUGGUGUCGUACUGCUGGACUCUUAUGGAUUCUUACCUACAGAUCUGAAAGAAAUGUCCAAAGUGACAAGGCAGGGGAUCGAUCAGAUGGUUCAGUUUGAAAAAACGACGGAGGAGAAGAAGCGAAGAGUUUACUCGUAUGAAAACGCAGUAGAGAGGCUGUCGACUGCAAACCCGACUCUGUCUGAACGGUCUGUGAGCAUCCUGUUAGAGCGAGGUCUAGUUCAAGUGGAAGGAGGUGUGGCGUUUACCCGAGACGUUCGUAUUAAUCUGAAAAAUAUAGUGCGCAUCAGUUUGGAGCAAAGUCUGGAAUUCCAGUCGGCAAUACAAGCCCCCGUUCUAGUUGUUCUAGCAGAGGACGGCUUUGAUAAACUAUAUGCUGAACCAGAUAACAAAUUUACAUCAGCAAUCCUCCAGGCCUAUAGGGACAGAAAUCACACGGUGGUGAAAGUACCAGGCGAUCAUCACGUCCAUCUGAAUGAUCCCGAAGUCGUUGCUCCACUUGUGUCUGACUUCCUGCAGACCAAAGUGUUGACACAGCCAGCAUGACUAACCAACGGAAAGACCUCGAAGCUAUAGCCAAGACACAAAAAAUAUUUCCGUUUUGCCUUAAGUCAUAUUACAAUGCUGAUUUUUAAUAACUUUUUAAAAAAUUGUUUGUAUUCAUACUGUACUGUUUACACAUACCUUCGGUGUUAAAAUCUGUCAUCCAGCUAUCGUAGCAUCAACUAAUGUAAAAAAACAGCCAAAACAUAUAUCAUUCACAACCAGUUUCAAUCAAUUCAGUGAGUUCAUAUGAAGUCUGUGUUGGUCAGAUGUUUUCAUAUGGUGUUGUAUGUACCUAAACAGAAAUGACAAUGAUGUAACACAUCACUUUACUUCACAAAGAAACAGUGAAAAGUAACAGAGAGACAUUUUCUCAAAAGUGUACUCCACCUAUUUAGCAUUGCACUCCUAAAAUACAGUUGGAUUCACGAUUGACAGUUUAAAAAAAAAAAAAAAGGGAUCAAAAUUGAUGCAGCAGAAUCAGAGAUAUCAUCUUUACUCUAUUCCACUCAUUCGUCUUCCUUGUCAAAACCGGGCACCUACAUUACCCACAAUGUAACUUGACCACGGACAGUUCUUUUUGUUGAAUGAAAUUGUUUUGUUGAACAACAAACUUUGCCAGUAGGACUAAUAUCAAUAAAGUUACUAUCUAUCUAUC